Juglans microcarpa x Juglans regia is the source of this 849-nucleotide messenger RNA. RefSeq lists its product as uncharacterized. The transcript is spliced from 3 exons. Lineage: Eukaryota; Viridiplantae; Streptophyta; Magnoliopsida; Fagales; Juglandaceae. The record is from RefSeq and is a predicted model, not a curated record. Bases 1 to 849 code for a protein of 282 amino acids.
AUGGACGAGACGGUAAUACUCUCGUACCGAUUCCAUGACCUUUUGGCUUGCAAGGAUUAUUAUUGUGGUAAUGUUUCUACUGUUUCAAGUGCAAAUCAAUCAUCUGCUUCUAUUGGUUGUUCUGUUAAUUCAGCACUCCUAGUUUAUGUAGAUGAUGUUCUACUGGCUAGUGAUAGUUUACUAGAGAUUGAAUUGCUAAAAAAUUUCUUACAUGACAAGUUCACAAUUAAAGAUUUGGGGGAACUCAAAUACUUCCUUGGCUUGGAAGUGGUGAGGUCUAAAAAUGGCAUAUCAAUCUGUCAAAGAAAGUAUGCCUUAGACAUACUUCAAGACACUGGAAUUCUUGGUGCUAAACCUGUUGUCUUGCCAAUGGAGUCGAAUCUUAAACUUACUACAACAGAUUCUGAUUUCUAUGAAGAUCCUUCAGCUUAUAAAAGGAUGGUUGGAAGAUUAUUGUGCCUUACAAUCACUAGACCUGACCUUGCAUAUUCAGUUCAAGUUCUAAGUCAAUUCAUUGACAAACCAGCUGUUAGUCAUUACCAAGCAACUAUUAAAGUACUCAGAUAUCUAAAAGCUACAUCAAGACAAUGUCUAUUCUUCUCUUCUUCAUCAGAAAUGCAGCUAAAGGCCUUUUCAGACAGUGACUGGGCAGGGUAUGUUGAUACUAGAAGAAGUGUAACAGGUUUUGCUAUUUUCCUAGGCAAUUCAUUAAUCUUAUGGAAAAGUAAAAAGCAAGCUACUAUUAGCAGGUCUUCUGCAGAAGCAGAAUACAGAGCCCUUGCUUCAACAACAUGUGAGAUCCAGUGGCUCCUCUAUGCCUUGCAAGACUUAAACAUUAGCCACCAAUAG